Adineta ricciae is the source of this 1320-nucleotide messenger RNA. Lineage: Eukaryota; Metazoa; Rotifera; Eurotatoria; Adinetida; Adinetidae. The record is from the annotation of a GenBank genome assembly.
AUGCUUCUGCAACGAACGUUCAGUUUUCUUUUUUUAACACUUGCAUUCAAACAGAAUAGUGACAAGCUGUCUCACCUUCGGCACAAAUUUUCCUCACUAGACAGCACUGGCGGUGAUGACGGUGUGCGCCGGAGAAAGAGGAAAGGAAACUUCGAAUCCAUAGCUGUUACUGCCGUUACCGUCAUAUAUGUGAAAUUCAGAUUUCGCCGAAAAAUGACAAACAAAUCUCCACGGCAUGUUAUUUCCUCAAGUACAUCGAGUGAUGCACCAGAUUCACCAGCAUUGAACACUUCAAUAGCCAAUGAAAACGAUACGACUUUAAUAGCAAACAAGUUCAGUAACAUUACUUUAGCAGAGCGUGAAGAACGUCAGAAAGCACUUGAUCGUCUGGAAAUUCUUAAAACAGUAGGAACCGGUUCCUAUGGACGAGUUUUAGUUGCUCAAGAUCGUGAAUCUUCCGUAUAUUAUGCAUUGAAAAUAUUUUCAAUUACUCAUGUCGUUCAAUCUCGUCAAGUCGAACAUGUCAAAAGCGAAAAAGAGAUUUUAUCAGGUAUCAAUCAUCCGUUUAUCAUCUGUUUACAUUGGACACAUCAUUCGGAUCAAUUUCUAUACAUGCUACUUGACUAUGUACCUGGCGGUGAAUUGUUUACAUACAUGAGAAAGAGAGGUACAUUCGAUUUGAAAUCAUCAUUGUUUUACAUUAGUGAAAUCACGUUGGCAUUUGAAUAUUUACAUUCACUACAAAUCGUCUAUCGUGAUUUGAAGCCGGAAAACAUUCUUCUCGAUGCAGAAGGUCAUGUUAAACUUGUCGAUUUUGGAUUCGCAAAGAAGAUCUUAAAUAAAACCUUCACAACAUGUGGUACACCAGAUUAUCUCAGUCCGGAAUUAUUCAAAGGCACUGGACAUCACAAGAGUACGGACUGGUGGAGUUUAGGUAUUCUUCUAUUCGAAAUGCUCACUGGCUAUACACCAUUUAAUCCGAAUCAAAAUGAAAUCGAAAUUCCCAGUCGUGUCUUGGCUGGUCGAAUCUCAUGGCCGCGUACUAUCGACGAUGUAACAAAAUCCUUCAUUAAGAAGUUAUUAAUACAAAAUGCUGACAAACGUCUUGGUGCUGGUAAGAAUGGUUCACGCGAAGUCAAAGAACAAGCAAUAUUUUCUUCCAUCAAAUGGGACGAUGUAUAUGCACGAAAACUCAAACCGCCUAUAGUGCCUCCUCUAGAACAUCCAGGUGACACGUCUUGUUUCGAUGAAUACAAAGAAGAUUGGCGCUCGGUACCAUUCGCAUCGGAUAAAGACCUUGAUUUAUUUGCCGAUUUCUAG